This is a messenger RNA of Humulus lupulus (European hop), 4079 nucleotides long. Its product is annotated as G-type lectin S-receptor-like serine/threonine-protein kinase At1g61550. The coding region runs from base 267 to 4079 and encodes 1270 amino acids. The record is from RefSeq and is a predicted model, not a curated record. The transcript has 10 exons. NCBI's taxonomy places the organism in Eukaryota, Viridiplantae, Streptophyta, Magnoliopsida, Rosales, Cannabaceae. Gene Ontology annotation, biological process: protein phosphorylation; recognition of pollen. Gene Ontology annotation, molecular function: protein kinase activity; ATP binding.
GCCUUGUCUCUCUCAGUCUCGGUUUCUCUCUUUUUCAGUCUCACAAAAAUCCCCCAAAAACCAUCAAACCCCCACCUCCGUCGAGCCGCCAUCUCCGUCGAGCCGUCGAGCCGUUGAGCCCGCAUCUCCGUCGAGCUCCCACCUUCUCCGUCGAGCCCCUACCUUCUCCCAUUUCUCUGGCGAUCUCGAGCCCACUGCCAACUCCCAUUUUUCUGUCAAACCCGAGACCCACGGAGCAUAUUUCCUUCAAAGUUUAAAAAACUAAGAUGCCUAAGUUGCUUGUUCCGUUCAGUGAUCACUUUCCUGGUCGAGUGACAUAUCGGGGUAGUAGUACUUUAAAUCACAUUAAGACCAGGUUUUUGGAGCUCGGGCUGCUUGAAAGGGCUAAGGAAUCCCCUUUCAAGCAAUUCUUUUUGGCUUCGGAGUUUAAUUUCUCCGGAGUCUUGGUGCAUCAACUGUUGCUGAGGAAAAUCGCCAGCAACAACGAAGAUGAGGUGCAUUUUUUCUUGGGGUCGAAGUCUUGUAGAUUCGGCAUGGGAGAGUUUGCCCUGGUGACGGGGUUGGAUUUCAGUGCCUUUCCGUCACCAGAAGAGUUGGAAGGGCGUAAUCUCAGCGAUCGGUUGAUAAAGGAGUAUUUCAACGAUGCUGAGAAAGUAAAGCUGUCACAGGUGGACCAUGCUUUCAAGACUUGUACGGUUGUGGAAGAUGUGUACAAGCUUGGUCUAUGUCUAUUUGUUGAGGGGGUUCUGAAUGCCAUUGAGGGAAAACUGCACAUUUGGCGAGAUAUUCUAAAAAUUGUUGAGAAUGUAGAGUACUUCUUCAGCUAUCCAUGGGGGAACUACUCUUAUAGGAGGCUAUUGCAUUCUUGUAAGAAGGACAUGGUGAAGCAAAAGGCCAACUAUGAUGCCAAGAAGGAUGCCAAGGUGCAGCAAGAGUCCAAAUACAGUAUGUAUGGUUAUGCCCCCGCCUUACAGUACUGGGCAUAUGAGGCUAUCCAACAGCUUGCGGUGGAGCUUGUUGUGAGCUCGGGAAACAUGUUCCCGAGGAUGCUUAGCUGGUCGCAUCGGAGGAACAAGGAUUUCACCAAGUCCGUCAUCGCACCGAUAUUAUUGAAGAAGAAUUUAAUUGUUCUUCCGAUGUUGAAGCCUCGGCCAGCAGAAAAAGACUAUUACUUGUCUUUGACUGAGGGAGAUCUUCCCCUUUAUCCUGGGCUUGGCCAGGAUCCCUCGGAGACUGAUGAGGAGGAUGAUGCGACUUUUGAGAAAAUGGCAGAGAAAGUUUCUCAGGCUGCCGAGGCAGCCAAGAUAUUUGUUGAUGCUGCCCCGGGGGAGGAGGUUGCAGGUCCCACCCCUCCUAUUGCCCCAGCCUCAGCCCCAGCCUCAACCUGUGCCCCAACAUCAGCCCCAACCUCAGCCCCAGCAUCAACCUGUGCCCCAACAUCAGCCCCAGCCUCAGUGUCAGCCCCAACACCAACCCCAACACCAGCCUCAGCCUCAGCCCCUGAGCUGGCCGACUUGAUUGAGCGGUUGGACAGAGUCGAGGGUCGACAGGAGACCCUCUUGAAGAACCAGUCAGUGAUCUUGGACGUACUCAGUCAAAUCUUGACAUUUGUUAAGGAGAAACCGAGGGGGUCCAAUGAAGAUUCAGAUUUUUCAUCUAAAUGCUGCUCCGCAAUUUUUAACAUAACUUCAUCCCAAGCUUUAUCUCAGGGCCAAACUCUGGUCUCCUUCAACCAAGUUUUCGAGUUAGGCUUCUUUAGUCCCAAUAACUCUGCAAAUAAGUACGUGGGAAUCUGGUAUAAGCAAAUCUUACCCCUUACAGUUGUGUGGGUGGCAAACAGAGACAACCCUCUCACAGUUGCAGACUCACCACCAAGUCUAACCAUUGGCAGCAAUGGAAAUCUUGAGCUCUUGGAUAGAAACAACAACUCUGUUUGGUCAACCAAUGUCGAAAUCCAAUCCAAUAAUAGUUCAGUGGCAAUUCUUUCAGAUUACGGAAACUUAAUUCUCAAAUAUGGUACACAGUACUUAUGGGAGAGCUUUAAGCAUUCUGGGGACACAUUCUUACCAGGAGCAGAGUUGGGUUUUAAUGUCAAAACUGGGGAGAGUUUUGUCUUGACUUCAUGGAAAAGCAAUAGUGACCCUUCAGUUGGAAAAUUCACUGCUGGGAUUUCGAAAGUGAAACCACCACAAGCUGUCAUUUGGAUCAACGGAUCAACGCCACUGUGGAGAAGUGGACCAUGGGCUAAAACUAAGUUCACGGGUAUACCAGAUAUGGAUACAAGUUAUGGAAGUUAUUUCAAUAUCGUAGAAGAUACAGAAGAAGGAACGAUACUUCUCCAAAAUAAUUGGGACUACAACAACUCCGAUAUGAUAGUGGAAAAUCUCUUCAUCACAUCUAGAGGUGUUCUAACCGUUGCGUUAAAAAAAACACAUGAAGGCGGCGACUGGAAUACGAAGUGGAAGGCACCAGCGACUCGGUGCGAUAUCUAUGGAACUUGUGGACCUUUUGGGGUAUGCAACGACUCGGAGUCUCCCAUUUGUAAGUGUUUGAAAGGUUUUGAACCAAAAUCAUUUGGAGAGUGGAGCAAAGGGAACUGGACUGGAGGGUGCAUGAGACGAAACCAACUAAGUUGUGACAAAAACACCACUGGUUUAGCUUCACGGAGAGGUAAAAGCGAUGGAUUUUUGAAGAUAGGUGGUGUGAAACUUCCCGAUUUAUAUGAAUAUAUUCAACCUAUGGAGAGCUGCCAAGGAUGGUGCCUGAACAAUUGUUCUUGCAUAGCUUAUGCAGACAUAGAAGGAAUAGGGUGUUUGGUCUGGUCCAAAGGCCUCAUUGACAUCAAGGGGUUUGCCUAUGAUGCAGAAAACCUUUUCCUACGCCUCCCUCACGCGGAACUAGGUGAGAGAGAACAAAGGUUGAAGAUUAUCAUCAGCCUUGCGACUCUUUCUACGGUUGGGACAAUAGUUGCCAUAGUAUUAUAUUUGUGGCGACGGAGAGAAAGAAGAAAAGGAAAUACUAUGGCAACCACAGAGCGCAUUGACAUGAUGCAGUCAAGUGACAAUUCAAAACAACAUGAUCCCUCCGAGCUUCCUAGUUUUGAUUUUGGCACCAUUUUACAUGUGACAAACAACUUCAGUUCAACAAACAAACUUGGGCAAGGAGGAUUUGGUUCUGUUUAUAAGGGAAAAUUGCCGGAUGGGAGGGAAAUAGCAGUUAAAAGACUCUCUAGUAGCUCAGGGCAAGGCACAGAAGAAUUCAAGAAUGAGUUGAUAUUGAUCUCAAAACUCCAACACAGAAAUCUUGUUAGGCUCUUGGGUUGCUGCAUUGAGAAAGAAGAGAAAUUACUAGUUUAUGAGUUCAUGCAAAAUAAAAGCCUGGACAAUUUCAUCUUUGAUCCAAGAGGAAGAGAACAGCUGAAUUGGGGUACUCGGGUGAACAUCAUACUAGGAGUUGCUAGAGGUCUUUUAUAUCUCCAUCGUGACUCGUCUUUAAGAGUGAUACACAGAGAUUUAAAGGCCAGCAACAUUCUUUUAGAUGAGAAGAUGAACCCAAAGAUAUCAGACUUUGGAUUGGCUCGCAUUUUCGAAGGAACACUGGAUCUCGCAAAUACUCGAAGGGUUGUUGGAACUUUAGGCUACAUGUCUCCUGAAUAUGCCAUGGGUGGAGUCUUUUCAGAAAAAUCAGAUGUCUUUAGCUUUGGCGUAUUGAUCUUAGAGAUAGUUAGCGGCAAGAAGAACUCUAACUUCCAUUAUUAUGAGAAACCUCUUAGCCUUAUUGCUCAUGCAUGGCAAUUAUGGAGUGAUAACAGAGGAUUAGAGUUUGUGGAUGUUGCAUUGGGUGGCUCAUGUAGUGCAUCAGAAGCAAUAAGAUGCGUACAUGUUGGGCUGUUGUGCGUACAAGAUCAUACCACAGACAGACCAAGCAUGGCAGAUGUAGUUUUCAUGCUCAGCAAUGAAACAAAUCGUCCUCAACCCAUUCAACCUAUCUUUACUCUUCAAAGCUCUCCGAUAUCGCAAAAGGCUGCUACUACAAGCUCUGUGAAUGAAGCCACAAUCUCAAUGAUUGAAGGGCGGUAA